Messenger RNA from Orycteropus afer afer, 3561 nucleotides. The record is from RefSeq and is a predicted model, not a curated record. Lineage: Eukaryota; Metazoa; Chordata; Mammalia; Tubulidentata; Orycteropodidae.
GCUUCUCAAAGUCAACUGGCCCAGCCCAAGAAGGAGGCGAGUAAGGAAUUUGUUGACUCUGCUUCCAAGAAAAUAAACAGGAGCACACUUGCUCUUGGGUUGUCCCAAAACAAUGAGUUGAAUAUAAAAAGGUAUAAGCUGGAACCCUUACCAGUCAUAGGCUCUACUGCCUUGGUAUCAAACAUUAUGGAGAAACCACUCUUCCUGGAGAUACCUGCCAUCUCCAAAACACCCACUACUGAGCAGGCAUCUCUUUUCAAAAAGUCAUUCAUUUUAGGAGUGGAUCCAACUACUGAGGAGACAACCCUCAUCAAGAGGCCAUUGUCUUUAAAAAAGUGCACAAAUCACGGGGAGAUGUCCCUCUUGAGAAAUUCAUUAUCUUUGCAUAAGGUGACUGACAAAGAAGAUGAGGUUGUUAUGGCACCAAUUACUUUAAGGAAAAAGCAUGAAACUGAAGAGGCAGCCACCACCAACAAGACAUUAUCUUUAAAGAAGAAGAUAUACACACAUCAAAGGAAGCAGUCUUUCUGGAAGGAGUUGUUGACCUUGCCUGAGAAGAUCAAUGUUGUAGAGGAUUCUUUCUUUAUGGAGCCAGUGAACUUUAGGAAGAAACCUAAAACUGAGGAGGCAACUCCCUCCAAGAAGCUGUUACCAUUAAAAAAGAAGAAGCAUACCACUCAGGGGAAGACGUCUUGCUUGAAGAAGCCACUAGUUUUACAGAAGAUCACCUAUGAAGAGAAGUCACUCAUUAAGGAGCCAUUGUCCUUUAAGGAAAAGCCUGCCACUGAGGAGGAGUCCCUUUUCCAGAAUUCAUCUUCCUUAGAAGAGAAGCACACCACUCAGGGGGAAGGGUCCAUCUUGAAGAAGCCACUGGCAUUCCAGGAGAAUAUUGGUAAUAAAGAUAGCUUUUUUAAGGUACCAGUUUCUAUUAGAAAAAGUCAUGGCACCAAAGAGACAACUCCCAUCAAGAAGCCAUUAUCUUUAAAGAGGUGUACCAGCUGUGGAAAAAUGUCCUGCUUGAAAACACCAUCAACAUUGCAGAAGACUGCCUUUGAAGAUAAAUCAUUCAUUAAGAAGCCAUUAUCCAUUAAGAAAAAUCAUACCACUGAGGAAGCGUCUCUCUUUCAGAAUCUAUCAGCAUUACAUGAGAAGCACACCACUCUGGGAGACUUAUCCAUCUUGAAGAAGUCCUUGGCCUUGCGAAACACUCCCAUUGAGGAGUCACUUUUAAAGGAUUCUUUGGCUUUUAAGAAGAAGUGUACCAUUGAGGCAACUACCUUCACUGUGAAGCCAUUAUCUUUAGGAAAGAAAUGCACUAUUCAGGGGAAGAUAUCCCACUUGAAGAAACCACUGUUAUUGCAGAAGACUGUCUCUGAAAUAAAUUCAGUCAUUGAGGAGCCAUUGUUCUUUAAGAAAAAGCCUACCAUUGAGGAAUCCCUUUUCUUGAAGCCUUGGGCAUCCCAGGAAAGUGUCGGUGAAAAUGAUUUUGUUAUGGAGCCAAUUUCCUUUAGGAAGAAGCAUAUUACCAAGGGCUCAACCUCCACCAAGAAGCUGUUGUCAUUAAAAAAGAAGAAGUGUACGAUUCAGGGGAAGAUAUCUGUCUGUCGAGUGCUGUUGGACUUUCAAGGUAUGUAUGGCAAAGAAAAGGAAUCCUUCUUUAUGGAGCCAAUGUCAUUUAGGAAGAAGCUCACAAGUGAGGAGGCAGCUAUCACCAAGACACUGUUACCUCUAAAGAAAAAGCAAAUCAUUCAGGGAAAGAUGUCCUUAAGGAAGCCACUUGUGUUUCAGAAGACUGUCUGUGAAGAGGAGUUGCUUUUAGAGAAGCUCUUUAAGCAAAAGCCUACAACUGAGGAGGAAUCCCUCUUCCAGGAUUCCUCUGGAUUGCAAGAGAAGCGCACCUUUCUGGAGGAGAUGUCCCUCUCACAGAAACAAUUAGCCUUGCAGGAGAAAACCACCAGUGAAGAAAAAGCAUAUAGUAAGGAACCACUGGCCUUGAAGGAGAAACUAACCACUGAGAAGGAAUUCCUCUUUCAGGAGCCAUUUUCAUUACAUGAGAAACCUAGCAACAAAUACGAGUACCUCUUCCAGAAGGUUUUGUUCUUGCUGGAGAAGACUUAUAUCAAAGAAAAGUCAUUGAAGAUGAUGGCCUUGCAGGACAAAACCACCAUUGAAGAAAAGUCCCUUUUUAAGAAGCCACUGAACAUCAAGAAGAAGCCUUCUAUUGAAAUGGCAACAAUCAGAGAGAGGCAAUUAUUUUUAAAGAAGAAGCCUACUGCUCAGGGGGAAGUUUUUCUCUUAAAUAAUUGGUUGGUUUUGCAGGAGAAUAUCAGCAGUGAAGAAAAUAUUAAGGAGGCAAUCCUCAAGGAACCCCUGGCCUUGCAGGAGAAGCCAACCUUUAAGAAGGAAGCCCUACUCAAAGAGCCCACUAUCGAUACAGAGGAGCCCACUGUAGACAGAGAGACUUACUUCAAAGAGCCCUUGACCUUGCAGGAGAAGCGCAACACUGAGAAGGAGGCCCUCCUCAAGGAGCCCUUGGAUUUGCAGGAGAAGCCCAACAUUGAGAAUGAGUCGCUCUUCAAGGAGUCUUUGGCCUUGCAGGAGAAUCGUACCACCAAGGAACACAUCUUUCUCAAAGCACUCUUGAUCUCCCAAGAUGAGAUAAACCCACAUCUGUCCAGCACUACCACUGAAUCCAGAACAGGCAAGACCAGCAUUGCCACCAUGUCCAGUGUGUGCAAGUCCAGUACUCCUGGCAAGUCUAGUGUAUGUGAAUACAGUUCCAAUAAAUCAUUCUCACCUCAGGGCAAGAGGACACAGAAAGAGAUGACCUCACUAGAGGAUAUUGACAAGGACAACAGUGAUCCAUUUUUCAACUCAAUAUAUGCCAAGGAUAUCUUCAGUUACAUGAAGGAGAGAGAGGAAAAGUUCAUACUUAAAAAAUACAUGAACAGACAAACUGACAUCAACAGUGACAUGAGGGCCAUUCUUGUGGACUGGUUGGUGGAGGUACAGAUGACUUUUGAGAUGAGUCAUGAAACACUGUACUUGGCAGUGAAGCUGGUGGAUCAUUACUUAAUGGAGGCAGUAUGCAAGAGGGACAAGCUACAACUCCUUGGUUCCACUGCCUUUCUGAUUGCAGCAAAAUUUGAGGAGACCUGCCCACCUUGUGUGGAUGACUUCUUAUACAUCUGUGAUGAUGUUUAUCAGCGAGAUGAGGUGCUUGCCAUGGAAAUCAGCAUCCUGAAAAUCCUCAAAUUUGACAUCAACAUCCCCACCGCUUAUCAUUUUCUGCGCAGAUAUGCUAGGCAUUCCAAUGACUGUCCUUUGCUUGUAGCAGUGAUUUCCAAACAGUACUUGACUCCUACCCUGGAAUAUUACACUGGCUACAAGACUUCUGAUCUUCACCCCUUGGUCAGGCAGCUGAACAUGAUGCUGACUUUUCCGUCUCGUGACAGGCUCAAGACUGUGUAUUCCAAGUAUUCUCACCAGAUCUUCUUUGAAGUCACCAAAAUACCCCCCUUGGACAUGCUGAAUCUGGAAGAGAUCUUCAACUACUACUGA